Messenger RNA from Linum tenue, 778 nucleotides. The record is from the annotation of a GenBank genome assembly. Lineage: Eukaryota; Viridiplantae; Streptophyta; Magnoliopsida; Malpighiales; Linaceae.
GCAAUGUUUUCCUUUUCGGAUAUGGUUAAGUUUGUACUUAUUAUAUCUUGAUCGGUGGUUAGUUCAUUUGAAGCCAGACAAACAAUUGGAACCCAAACAAUUCCUUUCACCUUCCAAAUCCGCAAGCAAAAGCAGAGUCUUCUGUCAAUUGGUCUGAGCCAUGGCGACGGAAAGCUGCACGACGGUUUCAGAUCUGGCGCUCGGCGCACGGUUCCGCCCUGCUCGAGUCUGCAGAAAACGACGCCUCCUUUCAGAAGUAAAUCCUCCUACUCCAGCGAUUAGCAAACUGGGAGACGAUCUCCUCACAGAAAUUCUGGUUCGCGGUUUCCCGAAUCCUAGAUCCGCCUGCCGGAGCAGAGCCGUAUGCAAGCAAUGGAGAUCCCUGAUUUCCGAUCCCUGCUUCGGUCGCCGUUUCCUUUCUUACCACCAGAGCAUGAACACCCACCCUCCUCCCAAGCUUCUUCACUCAACUGACCGGAAAUCUGCCUUACUGAGCUUUCUCCCCUGGCCCGCCGAUUGCGCCUCCGAUAUAGAGUACGAGCUGACACGUUUCGCAGUUUUUGAUUGCUUCAAGGACCUGCUUUUAUGUGGCUUUUGGGAACCAGGAGAUGGUUCUGAGUAUCGGUUCCGGGUGGUGUGCAUAUACCAAGAUGUGAAUUCUAUGAAACUAGAUGUGUUCUCUUCGGAGUCUGGAGAAUGGACCAAGGAGGCGCUUGUUCUUCAAGACUCGAAGGAUGCUCAUAUUAGCUCGUUCGAUCCUGUUUGUGGAGCUAUUUAG